UGCUCACCGCUAAGACGUCACAAAGGACUUUGCUGAAUAUGUUGUGGAGUAUGUGGCAAGCGUACGUGUGUGUAUGGCUGUGUGUCGUCGUGACGACGUAUUCUGUGUCAGUGAUAGACUUUGAGGACUCAGUGAUGGAUGUUGGUAACAGAAGGACGGAAAUUGAUUCAGUGAUGGACUUUGUGAAAGCGAUGACGCGAAGGGAUUCGAUGAUCGACGUUGGUAACGCGAUGAUGGGAAAGAAUUCAGUUAUGGACGGUGGUAACGCAAUGACGGGAAGGGAUUCAUUGAUGGACUUUGGUGACGCAAUGACGCGAAGGAAUUCACUGAUGGACUUUGGUAGUGCGAGCACAGGAGAGGAUUCAUUGAUCGACGUUAGUAACGCAAUGACGCGAAGAGAUUCAUUGAUGGACUUUAGUAGUGCGAGCACAGGAGAGGAUUCAUUGAUCGACGUUGGUAACGAAAUGACGCGAAGGGAUUCAGUGAUGGGCGUUGGUAACGCACUGACGAGAAGGGAUUCAAUGGUGGGCGUUGGUAAUGCGAGGACGGGAAAGGAUUCAGUAAUGAACGCUGGAAGUACGAAUGCGCGGAGGGAUACAACAUGGUGUGAGCCGUCACUCGACAUACAACUCAUCUAUCGCGGCAUGAACAGACUGACGCGUGGUUUCAAUGAUUACGGAAUGCGUACUUGUCCAAGUAGUCUCGGCGAUGUCAGUAACAACCCUCGCGACCCCAUCUGGCAACGUUCCAUCUGCCCCUGGUACUACACCGUCAGGCUCCUGGGAGACCAGUACUACCCACGACAGGUGUCAGAGGCUGUGUGUGCGUGCAGAGACUGUGUUGGGAACGACCUGAACCAGUGCGAGCCUGUCCAAUCUACCAUAGGUGUUUUAAGAACUCAUUGCGAGAACGGAGUGUUGCAGUAUGAACCCGUUAACAUAGAAAUAACAGUUGGGUGUACGUGUACGAAGCCUCGCACCGGUUGACGAAGGUUCACACUGAGGCAAGCAGAGGAGAAGAUUUUGUGACACUGACGUUACGUAAGGUCUUGUAAGACAUCUUUAGACAUAGUAAGGCGUUGUAAGGAAAUGUCGUUGAAAUGCAUGUUAGGGCAUUACUAUUACAGUUGAAAGCAGAGUAAGGCACGCCGACAUAACGUCCUGUGUUGUAAUGAUGUGUAAGCACUGUGGCAUCGUCUUAGGCUUUUACAAAGCACGACGACGUCGACAAAGAUAUUGCAACGUUGUUCAAGUCAUUGUGGAACAUUGUGGCGUUGUGCAAGUCAUUAUGACACAUUGUGGCGUUGUGCAAGUCAUUAUGACACAUUGUGGCGUUGUGCAAGUCAUUAUGACACAUUGUGGCGUUGUGCAAGUCAUUAUGACCCCUUUUGGCGUUGUGCAAGUCAUUAGACACAUUGUGGCGUUGUGCAAGUCAUUGUGACACAUUGUGGCGUUGUGCAAGUCAUUAUGACACAUUGUGGCGUUGUACAAGUCAUUAUGACACAUUGUGGCGUUGUGCAAGUCAUUGUGACACAUUGUGGCGUUGUGCAAGGCGCUGUGAUACUAACACGUAUGUCUUCAUAGUGACGCUGCGUAAGACGUCUUCACUAUAUUCUUUACAAGUUUCUUUCUUACUAUUUAUGGUAAUUUAUAGUAGUUUCUUUACGUUUUUUGUCGUCUCCAAGGCUGUACUGAAAUAAACGUCCACGGAUGUGGAAGUCCAGAUGUGUGGACAGUAUCUAAGGACGUCAGUCUCUUAUAGGGACAACUUGUUCUUAUCAUAUAUAUAAUCUAGAUAGUAUGAUGUAAACUUAUAAUUAUUGCCUUAUAGACUUGAGCAAGUCUACGGUAAAGUUUAAACUGCACGUCUCACUACCGAUUACUUGUCCGGGGUGUCACUAACCUAGAGAUUCCAUCAUGUCAUGGCAAUAAAACAUUCAUUGGA
Molecule: messenger RNA, 1944 nt
Organism: Haliotis rufescens (red abalone)
Lineage: Eukaryota; Metazoa; Mollusca; Gastropoda; Lepetellida; Haliotidae
Exons: 1
Coding region: 39-986 (315 amino acids)
Cellular component (GO): extracellular region
Molecular function (GO): cytokine activity
Source: RefSeq, a predicted model, not a curated record